AUGGCCGCAGUCGUUCUUUUUUUCGCAGUUGCUGCGCUUUCGGGCUCUUCCGCUCUGGCCCAAGAUGCUACAGGAACCUAUCCUGCAACGCCCUUGGCAUCGAAGCAUUUUUCUUACCCUUCUGGAAUACCCUACAAAGUUGAUACCGACACAGGCUUGAUUCGAGGAACUCAGUUUGGUUACAACUUGUGCAACUCUACCACCGAAAAUCAGAACUCCCUUUGCCAAACUUCUUUUUUGAACGCCUUGGAUGAUUUCUGCUUGUGGGCCCCCUCCCAGCCAAACAGCACCAUCGCCGACACUGAAGGCGAGGAGGUUGCGUGGUGCACCAAGAAAGGUCGUGGGACACGUCUGAUGCCUGAAGGCACUUUGAAGGGCGUUCAGUUCAUCAGGACGCCUGGGUAUCUGCAGGUCACCGGUUUCAUUGACCAGACAAAAAUUAAUAUCCAAGAUGGGGAUUACGGAGGCGAGCUUGAUCCGCAUGGCGCCGAUCUCCGUGGAAAUCCCAUGGGUGGUCUCAUGUACACUACUGGCUGGAGCAGUGACAAUAGUACUUAUACCCAAGCUAUUGAAUGGCACAAUUUCAUGGGUGGCAAUGCUUUUUGCUUCAAGAUUUGCGAUCCUUCUGGACCCAACCCAGCUGAUCUAUGUCAACACAUUUACGAUCGUAUUGGCUGUGCCUACAAUGCACCCAACAAUGCUCAACAAGGUGUUUUCGAGUCUUGCCAGGGCGAUAACCAGGACCCCCCCGGCAUCUAUACCUCGGGCGGCGUUGUCAUGACCUACACUCAGCCUGCCGAGUCCCUCGGUCCUAUCACCUCCAUUCCCUACACCGCGAGGAUACCCGCAUCAAGCAAUUGUGUUUCGUUCGCAAGUUCAGCUUUGUACACUGACGGACCAACCGUAACCACUACCUCAUCGACCUCUGCAAAUACCUCGAAAGCAACGUCGAAGGAGGGUUCGACCGGUGGUACGGCGACCAGCACUGCCUCUGGUGCGGGAGCUGCGUCAACUGGCAAUGGCGCUACCGAGACGACGAUUUCCGGUAUUGCAGCAUUGUCUGUCAUUCUGUCUGCUCUUUUCCUUUCUUAG
Molecule: messenger RNA, 1092 nt
Organism: Guyanagaster necrorhizus
Lineage: Eukaryota; Fungi; Basidiomycota; Agaricomycetes; Agaricales; Physalacriaceae
Exons: 5
Coding region: 1-1092 (363 amino acids)
Source: RefSeq, a predicted model, not a curated record